Syngnathus typhle (broad-nosed pipefish) is the source of this 4866-nucleotide messenger RNA. RefSeq names its product SERTA domain containing 2b (gene sertad2b). The transcript is spliced from 3 exons. Lineage: Eukaryota; Metazoa; Chordata; Actinopteri; Syngnathiformes; Syngnathidae. Gene Ontology annotation, cellular component: nucleus. The record is from RefSeq and is a predicted model, not a curated record. Gene Ontology annotation, molecular function: transcription regulator activity. The coding region runs from base 457 to 1668 and encodes 403 amino acids.
UUGCAAGUUUGUCCGACAGUCCGCGAAGGCAGCAGCGUUCCAACCAGCGAGGCAGUUUCUCCCUCCUAUCAGCGCCAUUGUGUGACAGAGUCUCCAGCAGCGAGGACACCUUGUUUUUCCUCUUGUCGAGUGGACUGUUUAAAUACCCCCAUGUUUCUCUUCCAAACUCCGACGGACCCGAAUCUGGAGGAGAGGGGUCGCAGUGUUUUGUAACAUGCACCACAACACGGCAGCCUGCAAGAAAUGACUGGAGCUCCCUCUUCACUGACUGGCUGAUUCUCAAGGGUCGUAUAGGUCGUGUGAGUGGUGUUAGGUCCGUCUGGAGGAGAAUCCCACCAGUCCACUGAGUCGGUUUGGGAGGUGUGUGUCUGAUGACAACUUAAAGAAUUGGAGGUGCUGCAAGAGAGCUGUUGGCGUGCAUGUCUUCAUGCUUCUCAUGUCCCAUAAGAGAGAUUUAUGUUCAGUAAAGGUGCCAAGCGAAAACUGGAUGAGGAUGAAGAGGUGCUGGAAGGCAAAACGCUGGAGGCAUCGCCGCCACUGCCGGCGGCGGGAGGAGGAUGCGGCCUCGGCCACGAGGGCCUGUCCAAGGUGUCGUACACCCUUCAGAGGCAGACCAUCUUCAACAUCUCACUCAUGAAGCUGUACAGCCAGCGGCCGCUGAGAGAGCCCAGCCUGGAGCGGCGCGUCCUCAUCAACAACAUGCUGCGGCGCAUCCAGGACGAACUCAAGCAAGAAGGCUCCUUACGACCGUUGCUCCUGCCGCCGUCGCCGCCGCCCGACGACCCGAUGGACGAGGGCUACCGUGAGGCCCCGCCCUCUUUCGGGGUUCUGUCGGCUACGGUGACAGCCCAAGUAUCUCCCCCGCCUUCUGCGCUGUUAAUGCCCGCGAUCAUUCCUCCUCCUUCGCCACACCCGUCGGUGCCUCCCGCCUGCCCGCCUCCGUUGGAUCUCUGCCUCACUCCAGCUUCUUUGCUGGAAGACGACGGUGCCGAUUCCUCCUUUUGUGCGUCGUCUCCGCCCACCCCUCCUCUCUCGCCUCCCCCAUUACUCAGUCAGACGUCCGCCACCAUCUCUCCGUCGCCGCCGCCUCCUGCCCCGUCCGUUGCCGCGGGUGGCAUGGAUUUAUGUCCUCCUACAGCCAUAACUAGGACGGCAGCAUCGAAUUCAAUGACAGUAACUACCUCCCUCUCUCCCGCCGCACUCGCCCAGCCCUCCCACUUAGCUGCAGGCUCGGGCCCAGCAAAAGACUGCCCGACGUCGGUCUCCAAAGCCGAAGCGGCUUGCGUCUCGCUCGCAGAAGGCACCUGUGCCGACGACGUUCGACCGAUGGACGCCCUGCCCGCGGUUACCCCGGGUGACAUUUACGCCUCUCCUUCCCCCCCCUCGACAUCGUCCGGGUUCCUCACCGACCUGGCGCUGGACGACGUCCUCUUCGCCGACAUAGACACGUCCAUGUACGAUUUUGAUCCCUGCAUGACGGCGGGGGCGGUCAGCGUCACCGCCGGCGCCAGCCUCGCCAAAAUACCGCCGGUGGUGACAGCGGACGACCUCCUCAGAUCGCUGGCGUCUCCGUAUACCGGCCCCGCCCCGCAGGUUUCAACCAAUCAGCCUUUCAAAAUCGAUCUGACAGAACUUGAUCACAUCAUGGAAGUGUUGGUUGGUUCAUGACAGCCAGGUGCCGCCCCUCCCCUGCCUUUUACACACAGACACUUCAAUCCAGACAAGAGAAUGAAAUGAAUAUUUUAGACGGAUCUGGGAUUUGUUUUUGUUGUUUUUACAGAUUGCAAUUGUAAUUUUCAGCUGUCACGCUCUGACAACUGUUCCUACUACUACUACUUCAACACUGUGCAUGGACUGUCCUCACCUUUCCAAACACAGAAAUGAAACUAAUGGGAAGCAAAAGACACAAAUCAGUUUACAUCUCGAUACAGGUGAGGACCUCCGAGGAACUAAUUCCCUAAUAACAACGUUAAUUGGUAACAUUGACCUUAGCCAUAGCCAUUUUUCUCCCCAGUCCUAGGAGGAGCCUCACUGGUACUGGAAUUGUAACUGUGGAGACACACACAACACACGUAACACACACAGACACACGUGCACACUAAAUGCGUGUGUCUUUGAGCAGAUGAGUGCCUUCUAAAAAAUGACCACUUAUUCAAUUCUCGUCCCCCUCCCCUCGUUUCCUCUGAGUUGUUCCUUAGAAUAUUGUUUUAUUUAUAAAAUGUAUUGUUCACUUAUUGAGGGAUGUCCUCAUGAUCAAAUAAUAAUAAUUUCAUUGUCUUUUAAUAGGGUCGCUUUUAUGUUUAAUAUGCAUCUUUUGUCUCACAAGGAAAAAGCCUGAUAUCAUUUUCUGAAACUCUUCAGAGAGGUCAUGUAAUGAUGAUCUUAGUUCAGGUCUGGGUUUACCAACAUGCUGGUGCAAAGCGGUGUGGAAUGCUAUUUUAUACUGGCUUUAAAAAAAAAAAAAAAAACUUUGAACUUUGCAGCAGAAUUCUGAUCCGCUACAGAGUAGAGAUUGUUUUGUUUACAUUUACAAACCGUUGUCGAAUCUUAUGUCAGGCAACCAAAACAGAGUUAUGCACAAGAACUGUAAACAAAUCAGCUAUCACAUUUUGCCAAGCCAAGCCAUGAUGGCACAUGAAUCAUUUCCUUAAAAUUGUAUGAACACACGAGUGUGUUUCUAGAUAUGCCUUCUUUAUUUUUUAUUUUUUGUGUGUGCAACCGAUUCAGUGAGUUGACAAAUGACAGCGCGGCCGGCGUACAGUAUUACACAAAGUCUAUUUAUACAAACGCUUGUGUUGAGAAUAGAAGCCCAUAUUUACAAAAUCUCAGGGUUUUACUCAUGUCAUGAUAGUGUGCAGCAGCAUUUUGAGGUUUACCUCAAACACCCUGAGUCUUUAUAAACAUACACACAAUACUUAGAGGGCAAAAUCUGUCCAGUCAUCAAAGUGAUUGUUGCACAAUCGAGGCUGCAAAAAAACUUUGUAUUAAUGACUAUUUUGCCUGUGUCACAUAUUAAGCCCAAUUGUGCACAAAGUUGUACCGUAUUUCCUUAAAUGGUGGUCCCCACUCUUAAGAAAUUUCUCCCCAAAUUAUUAUCCGUUCCACACGCCCAGGUUCGUCUGUCUACUCAUGUCAUUAUUUGAAUAAUAAGAAAUUGACACUGCCCCCUCCUGCAAUUGAGUUAACCACUAUGUGAGAAAAUACGGUAUUUUCCUGUGUACCAAAAUAUCUAUGUAGCAAAAAAAAAAAAGCAACUCAGUUUAGUCAAUCCCAUAGUCUGUGUUCAUACAUCGGUUUAUUUUAAUCUAUUUUACUCAAGUCUGCUUUGCGUUGAUGUAGUUUUAUCACUGACCAAAAGUUGUCCAGUCUACUACAGUGAAUGCAGUCAUAACGUUUUAAUGUAUUAUGUGACAAUACUUCCAAUUUUCCAACAAAAAAGCUUUUCAAACGGGGCUGCUUGGCUUGUUUCGAAACACAUCAGGGGAUCGUUCGUUUACACAGUCUGAGCAAUUGCACCCGAGUCAGAACAUUUUUUGCAAAUAGGCAGCUACCAAGAUCAUCUUGGUUGUUUUAUUUCUCACCUGACAGGUGGUAAGGUAAGAGACCAGAGACAAGCAGUCCAGUUUCCAAAACAUGAUGUCCACAAUGCAUCUCCAUCCAUUUGUCUUCUUGUACUCAUCCCCUGCUCACCUCUGAAGGAAGUAUUUGUCUGAAAGCAAGCUGCCAUUUUUUUAGCCUUCUGUGGCACUGUCCAAUCUUGUUUGAAUUUUUUUUAGAAUGAACGCCUGUAGACACGCAACACUUAGCGAUUCGGCAAAUGCUCAAUUUCCUUUGUACACGUAAUAAUUCGCUAGUGUACUGCUACAAAACACAUUAAUGAGUGGCGCUUUAAUACUUUUGCCAUUGUGAUGUUUGGUCACCGCACCCAAGCAUGUUGAUCGACAUACAGUAUGAAAAGAAGUUAAGGGAGAUGCCGACACCAACUAUUGUGUUCGUGGUGCCUGCUGGGAACGCCCAUUUUUACUGUGUUAGCCAAAAGCGAAAGGUGUUCAAGUCGCGGACUUUCAAAACCAUCUUGUUUUCUUAAACAACUUCAUCAGGUUUCCUUUUUUUUUUUUUUUUUUGGUGGUGUUUUUUCUCUGUCAAUGAAGUUAUUUAUUCUUUUUUUUCUGCUCUGUGUAAAUAUAUUUAUUUUAAUUUGAAGUGAACCUUUGGAUUGUAAAUAUCGUGUACAGAUUGCGUAGUCAGAAUGUACUCUGCUCCAGAUAGGAUUGUAUCUGAGUGUGGAAUUAGGGUGGAAUUUUUUUUUUUCUUUCCUUUGAAUUGUAUCCAUGGGUCUUUUUUCUUCCUUUUGUAUGUCUUUUAUACUUUUUUUGUUCACUGUUUUCCAAUUGAACUGUUUAUGCAGCAAAAAAACAAAACAAGAACCCAUCUGCAACCUUCAGAUAUCAAGAUUCCAAAGCUUGUCAUGGAUGCCUCAUUGCCAAAAGUUAUGUACAUAGGAUGAACAACAAAUCCUGGGACUUGACGGAUCCGUUUUUCUUAUUGAAUUUCUUCAGCCAGCGCUGUGCAAGCAUGCGACACAGCACUACUUCCUGGGAUAGACCGACCCAAGUCAAGGCUGAGUUCCUCCUAAGGCUGGAUUUCUUUUUCACAGACCUUCGAGUUGUGCCUUGUUCUAUUCAAUGGAACACAAAACACUCUUAUCCGUCUCUUCUCUCUCUGUAAGAGAAAAAAUAUAUAUAUAUAUGAGAUAAAGUGACUGCUGACUAUGAAUUUGAAAGUCUUACUUUUGUAGUUUUAUAAAUAUAAAUAUAUACAUAUAUAUUACACACACACACAAACACAAUAAAGAAUAAAAGAACA